Messenger RNA from Solanum pennellii, 333 nucleotides. RefSeq lists its product as uncharacterized. The coding region runs from base 1 to 333 and encodes 110 amino acids. The transcript is spliced from 2 exons. The record is from RefSeq and is a predicted model, not a curated record. Lineage: Eukaryota; Viridiplantae; Streptophyta; Magnoliopsida; Solanales; Solanaceae.
AUGUGCUUUGAUUCUCUUGUUGGAACGGAAGUGAAGGUUUAUGACCCACUGAAGGAUUUGUGUAAGAAGAUCAAUUUUUUUUUUCAAUGGAUCCCAAUAUAUGCAGGAGAAACCUUGAAGCAUCUAGAGAAAGAAAAUGAACUACUCUCGAAUGCCCAUAAAGCAAUGUCAGAUGAAUUGCACAAGCUUCAGGUUGAGGAAGAAAUGAUGAUGCGCAAGUUACAUGAACUUAUUUCAGCUCACACUCUAAGUAAAAAGAAAGGCUUAAAUGAUAAUGCAGAGAAAAGGCGGAAUGACCAGGAAGGAGCAGCGGUCGACAUAACUAAGAGUUAA